AUUAAUUGAUAUUAAAUGUUUGCAUUACCUGUGUGUGUUCUGUGGCAGUUGAAAGGCUGGUACAGCAAAGAUGAUGUCGUUGCUGAGUGGAAGGAAGUGAAAGGGGAUACAUAUUUAGACGUCCAUUGUUAUGUGAGCGGGCCUAAUCUCUUACUAGACCCUGCUGCAGAGUUUAGAUACCACAUAUUCUCAAAGGAGUUGCCAUUGGUUCUUAAGGCUGUGAUGCAUGGAGAUUCUCUGCUUUUCACUGAGCAUCAAGAAUUAUUAGAUGCAUUUGUUCGAGUUUACUUCCAUUCCAGUUUGAAGAAAUACAACCGCGUGGAAUGUUGGGGCCCACUUAAGGAUGCUGCACAGGGAAGACGAGGAGAUCAAAUCAGCGGUUUGUUAAAUUUGGGUACAGAAGAUUCACAUCCUCCUAAAAUUUGGGGGAGUCCCAAGUCCAUCUUCCAGGCUCUCUUUGCUUUCCUUCUUUGAUUUGUGUAGCAAGGGCAAACUGGUAAGCUCCUUUUGAAGGGUUUGGAACUAUAAGAGCUUCCAUGGAAAACUGGGAGGGUAUUUGUGAUGACUUCAAAAUCCAACAUGUAGAGUUGUGUAGACAAAGAUUGUUUUCAGGGUCAUAUAUAUGAUUCUUUUGUACUUGACACAAUUCUUUCAAAUGGAAACCUCAAUUGAUCACAAUUCUUGGUAAACCAAGACUAUUUGUUCAUUCAUCAAUCAAUGGCUGAUCUUCAUGUUGCGUUCUUUUGAUUCA
Molecule: messenger RNA, 751 nt
Organism: Camellia sinensis
Lineage: Eukaryota; Viridiplantae; Streptophyta; Magnoliopsida; Ericales; Theaceae
Source: RefSeq, a predicted model, not a curated record